AUGUCAUUCAAUUUUGAAAAUAACCAACUAAACCAAUUAAAUCAAAUCAACCAAAUAUCCCAAUUCAACCAAAUAAACCAGCUAAACCAGCUAAACCAGCUAAACCAAUUAAAUCAAUUUAACCAAAUAAACCAAUUCAACCAGUUCGCCCAUCUAAAUCAAUUAAACCAACUAAACCAGUUUGGUCAAUUAAAUCUGUCUCAGCAAUUAUUAAACUUUAACCAGCAGCAGCAACAAUCUCAAGUACAACAGGCGCAACAGGCUCAAGUUCAACAAGCACAAGCACAAGCUCAAGCUCAAGCUCAAGCACAGGUUCAAGCUCAAGCACAGAACGCUAAAGCCCAGAACUCACAAGUGCAACUACAACAAAUCGUUCCUAACAUUGCCAUUUUUGCUAACCCAAAUCAAAAUAUAAUCCUACACCAAAACUCUCUACAGCCUCAACAAUUUAUACAAAACCCUCUUCCUCCUCCCCAAGUUCAACUACACUCCCAGACUCUUCCUCAAAAUCAACAACAGCUGCAGGAACACCAAUCCCAAAACCUGCCUGACCAAUUUCACCCCCACCAACAAGAACAAGAACAAUCCUUGCAACAAACCACCCCACAACUCCAACAGGACAAAAACUCUCCCCAGAACCAGCAAUUAUUGCACGAUAGAAAUAAUAACCAACUCCAUAUACAACCAACUCCCAUCCCUCAAAAUGUCUUGAUUCCUCAAGCCCAACCUCCUCAUCCUCAAUUAAUGAUUUCUGCUCAGCUAUCUGGUUUGGGAAUCCAACCAAAUCAAUUUGUACCGCAACAAAAUUUAUCCUUUUUAUUUCAACAGCAACAGCAGUUAAUCCAAGCUCAAGCUCAAGCUCAAGCUCAAGCUCAAGCACAGGCGCAGGCGCAGGCCCAAGCUCAAUCACAACCCCAACCCCAACCCCAACCUCAACCUCAAUCUCAAUCUCAAUCUCAACCAGUACAACCGCGGGUCGAAGCCCAACCCCAACCUCAAAUAAGUCCGCAACCUCAAAUCAAUUCUCAAGCUCAACCCCAAUCCCAAACUCAGGCUCAGGCUCAAUCCCAAUCCCAAUCUCAAGCUCAAGCUCAAAUUCAAGCUGCUCAGAUUGCUCAGGCCCAGCAAUAUAUCAUCCAGCAUCCAAAUAAUGCUACAACUCAACAGCUAAUUCAAAAUCAACUAAAACUAAUUCAAAUGAAAAAUUCGCCUCAAAAUUCAAUCCAACUAAUUAACCAAAGACUACUCCUAAUAGGAGAACAACAAAAACAACAAGAAUUCAAUUUGCAACACCAACAACUACAAAGAAUCAACAUGCAACAACAAAUUCAACAAAAUAACUCAAACGAAUCAAUUCAAGAGCAAAAACAAAAACAGUUUCAAUUCCUACAGCAGCAACAACAGCAACAACUCAAUUAUCAAUUUCAGCUACAAUUACAAAAACAAUUACAGGUUCAAAAGUAUCAACAACUUCAAUUAUUAGCUACUCAACAACAAGCCCAACAGAAUCAACAGAAUCAACAAUUUCAAGCUUCUCCAUCAGCUGAACAAGAACAACAACAGCAACAAGAACAACAACAGCAACAAGAACAACAACAGCAACAACAAAAACAACAGCAACAACAACAACAACAGCAACAACAACAGCAACAACAGCAACAGCAACAACAGCAGCAACAACAACAGCAGCAACAAAUUUCUCCACAGCAACCUCUUCAACCUCUGCAAAUUCUACAACCUCUUCAACAACCCCAGAUACAAGUGCAACAUACACAACUUCCGGUUCAGUCAUUUCAAGCUCAGCAGUUUCAUCAACAGCAUUCUUUAAAUGCCUUCACAAAUAUGCCUCCACCUCCACCUCCAAUUGCAGCUUCAAACCAAUCUUCUCCAAAUUUAAAUCGGUUUGUUCCAUCACCUGUUUCUUCAAUGAAUAACCAGUUUCAUAAUCAACUAACUUUGGGCGGUUCUACUCCAGCAACUCCAAGUACUCCAUUCCAAAGAAAUAAUCUGGUUGUUUCUACAAGCUCUUUAUUAAAGGUUUCAACUCCGCAGACAUCUUCAAAUCGUAAACAAAAGUCUCCUUUAUCUGAUUCCACUCUAACUUUGGAUUCUAAAUCAGAAAAUCAAAGCUCCAUUUUCAAACCAAAAUCAAAAUCAAAAUCAAAAUCUAAACCUAAACCUAAAUCCAAAGUAAAGUCCAAAGUUUCUUCCACUAUUAAAUCAAAUCUUAGUUCCGAAGAAAAUCCCACAGAGUCAAAAACCGAACUUGAAAGCAAUCCAAAGGCUAAUUCUGUUAUAAAAAAAGAAAAUAAUGGUCAAUCAAUCCAUCAAAAGACUUUAUCAGAUAUUCCUGAAAAACAAGAUACCAAUGAAAAAAUACCCACUGUUCAAAAUGGUGCGGCAGGUGAUGACACAAUAGUAGAAGACGAUCAGCUUUUAAAUUCUUUUAUUAAAAUCGAUGGAAAUGAUGAAAAGAAUAAUAAUUUCGCACCUUCUAAGCAAUCUGAAAGUGAAUUAUGGAAUGGUUUUAAUAUUAAUAUGAUUAAUGGUGACAAUUUAAAUGAAAUAGGCGAUUCAAAUGGCUUGAAGGAUUCUUUUCCUCAGACUUUGGACUCUUUUCUUGGGUUGGGGGAUUUUGAUGGAGAUCAAUUUGAACCAGUGAAUUUUGUUUUCAAUAAUAAUCUUGAUAACUUUAACUUGAACAUCGAUCCAAGCUCUAUUUAUUUGUCAUCUCCUUCAAAUUUAUCAGCGUCAACAUUAACUUAUCUUACUCCAAGUUCUAAUCCGACAACUGCCGCUUCAAUUUCAAACUCUUUGAAGUACUCAACUCCUUUGAAUGUGAACCCUUCGUUAUUGAAAAACAAUUUUGGAAGUAACAGUGGAAGUAGCGAUAAUGAGGAUAAAAAGGUAGAUCAAGAAGAUGAAGUUUUACAGGAUGUAUCCAAAAAUUCUACUCCUUCAAAGGACAUUUUUGAUUUUGAAAUGGAGUUAAAUAAUGAUAACAAUUCCAACGAUAAUAACUCUAAUGAUAAUAAUUCUAAUGAUAAUAACUCUAAUGAUAAUAGUGGAGAAGAUCAUCAAUUUAACUUAGACACCAUGGAUUCUUUUAUUGAUUUUAGUAAUGCUGAUGACAUUAAUGAAGAAAAAAAAAUUAAAACCGAGGUGGAUGAAAGCGAUAGUUUUGACUCAUCUAUUAAUUCAACAAGGCUUGGAAAAGCGAUUGUUGUUAAAAAGAGAAAUGGAUCUUCUCAUAAUCACAAAAAUCUUACUAUUAAUACAAAAGAUUUAGACGAAUUGAAACCACCAAAAUUAAAUGUUGCAAAACAAAGAUCGAAAGCUGGAUCACCAAUAAAAGUUGAAAAACCUAAAUUGUAUACAUCCCAUUAUCAUUCUCAAAAAGGAGCAAGUAACCCCUUAAGCAGAGCAGUUAGCUGUGGAACUUUAACUAGAUCAACUAAUGUAAAAGUAGUUAGUGAUCACAAAAGUCCAAUAACUACAGAAUUCAAAAAUAAAAACACAUUGUCUCCUAGAAAAUUAAGAAAAUCCAAAAGUUCCUUGAAUAACAAAUCGGGAUUUAACACAUUCACCACACUAUCUCCAAAGACCAUGGGUGUUACUUCAGCGGUUAACACUAAUGGUACAAAUGGGACUGGUUUUUUUAUUUUAAGUCCAGGUCCCUUGAUAAAUUCUAAUCCCAAAAGGACUUUAUCAUUUGAUGAAUGCUCUUCUACUUUAGAUUUUACAAAAGCAUACUUAAAUGGAAGUGCUUCAAACAAUGCUCCGCAUAAAUAUGCCUUUGUAUUAGAUCCUCAGUCCAAGAUGGCCUCUAAACAACACAAAUUAUUGAAUGAGCAGAAAAGGACAAUGUCAAUGACUGCGAAAAGCACUACGACCAUAGUAGCCAACUCAGCAAUACCUUCAGCAAAUCUUCAUACAAUACCGUUAAUUUCUAAAGAUAAUUUCAAGAAUACAACAGUCGCAUCAUUAAGAGAUUUCUCUCCUCCAAAAAGAAAAAUUUUUGUAAAAAAGAAUCAAAGCACAACAUCUCUAAUGAAUGGGGACUUAUCAAGUCCCAUUUCGCUUAAUUCUCCUGCGAGAGACAGUAUUUCUGUUUUGUCUACCCCUAAAUCUUCUAUGUAUAUUGAAUCUACUAAUACCAAAAAAUAG
Molecule: messenger RNA, 4167 nt
Organism: Ascoidea rubescens DSM 1968
Lineage: Eukaryota; Fungi; Ascomycota; Saccharomycetes; Ascoideales; Ascoideaceae
Exons: 1
Coding region: 1-4167 (1388 amino acids)
Biological process (GO): regulation of transcription by RNA polymerase II
Cellular component (GO): nucleus
Molecular function (GO): transcription cis-regulatory region binding
Source: RefSeq, a predicted model, not a curated record